Messenger RNA from Aspergillus alliaceus, 951 nucleotides. Its product is annotated as NmrA/HSCARG family protein. Lineage: Eukaryota; Fungi; Ascomycota; Eurotiomycetes; Eurotiales; Aspergillaceae. The transcript has 4 exons. The record is from RefSeq and is a predicted model, not a curated record. Bases 1 to 951 code for a protein of 316 amino acids.
AUGUCGAAAGAUACCAUUGUUGUUUUUGGGGCCACCGGCAAGCAGGGUGGUUCUGUUAUUAACAGUAUCCUGAGUGACCCCACGGCAGCCGGCCGAUUCCAUGUCAAGGCUGUUACCCGUGAUGUUGCGAAGGAUAAGGCAAAAGCAUUGGCCGCAAAGGGGGUUGAGGUGGUUACGGGGAACCUGAACGACAAAGAGUCCUUGCGGCCACUUAUCAAGGGAGCCUAUGGUGUUUUUGCAGUCACCAACUUCUGGGAAAUUUUCAGUGCGGAAGUAGAAGUUCAGCAGGGAAAGAAUAUUGCAGAUGUUUGCAAGGAUGAAGGCGUUCAACACCUUGUCUGGAGUAGUCUUCUCAACAUCAACGAACUUACCAAUGGCGUGCUUUCCAAAGUCUACCACUUCGACGGCAAGGCCGAGGUCGAGGAGUAUAUCCGAUCCAUUGGCAUUCCGGCCACUUUCUUUCUCGCUGGUUUCUACAUGUCCAAUGUUCCGGGAGUGAGCUUCCGCCAGCUGCCGGAUGGUAAACAUGCCCUGUCCAUGCCUAUCCCUGAUGACGCUCCUGUUCCUCUCUUCGCUGCUGAGUUUGAUACGGGCAAGUUUGUCAAGGCGAUUUUCCUCAAGCGGGACACUACUCUGGGCAAGCGUAUCUACGGGGCGACCAAGUAUUCCACUCCAGCUGAGAUGGUCAGCACUUUCCAAAAGGUGUUCCCCGAGGCUGGCAAGGAUGCCAGAUUCAAUCAACUGUCUCAUGAGGCGUUCAAGGGUAUUAUGGCUUCCACUGGAGCCCCUGAAAUUAUUCAAGAGGAAAUGCUGCAGAAUAUGCGCCUUAUGCCGGAAUUUGGUUACUAUGGCGGGGACGCUUUGGAGCCUAGUAUUUCGAUCCUCAACGAGCCCUUGACUACUUGGGAGGAGUAUAUCAAGCAAGCUACCGCUUUCACUUCGCUGAAGUAA